CUUAGACACGGAAGUUUGUGACGUUUUCGUCUGCGUUUCCUGUGUGUGUCAUAAACAACAACAAAGAAACUCGUAUUUGUUGAACAUGGUUUCGUGUAAAGUGCCUCCAGUCGAAUAAACGGAGGAUUCAAGGCGUUCCGUCGCUCAUAAAAGAAGCUGAAGUGUUCCGGGAGACACAGCAGCUUCCGGGAGAGAUGGAGGAGCUCUACACCUUAGAGAGGGAGGUGGGACGAGGCAGUUACGGCGUGGUGUUUGAGGGCCGUAUGGCCAAAACUGGACAGAAGGUGGCUAUUAAGCGGCUGCCCUGCAGCAACCCAGAGUGUAUUGAACUCUACUUGCAAGAGCUGUGGGCCAUGAGAACCACAGCCAGGAACCACGUCAAUGUCAUUGCACUGCACAGCUGCCUCCUGCAGACGGGGUCCAGGAGCCUGAAGACCUUAAAACCAGGGAAACUGCCCCUGCGUCUGGUUGAGAGCGUGCUCAAAGGAAGUGUGGUCACAGCAAAGCAAAGUCAGGAAAGGACCAAUCCUCAGUCUAACACCAGGAGGACAAACUCUGGCUUCAGACUGCAGGACAUGACUAACACUGUGCAGGCCAGAGCUCAUCUCCAUAACAAUGAUGAAUCAAAUGCAUCUGAUUCCACAACCCCUCAAAGGCCUCAGAGCAGAGUCAGGAAGAGACCGGCCCCGAGGGAGGAAGAGCAGACUGCGCCGCUGCGCUGCUUGGCCCUGUGGCUCGUGAUGGAGUACUGUGAUGGAGGAGACUUGAAUCAGUACCUGCUCUCCAGGCCCCCAGAUGCUCAGCGUAACCACAGCGUGGUGCAACAGCUGUGCAGCGCCGUGGCCUUCCUACAUAGCCUGGGAAUCACCCACCGGGACCUGAAACCUGACAAUGUGCUGGUGUGUGUGACACCAAAAGGCCCCGUCGUCAAGGUGGCAGAUUUUGGUCUGAGCAAAAUGAGUGAGGGCUCCGUGGAUGGCGGCCUGACCAGACAGCACUUCUCCUCCACCUGUGGUUCGGACUUCUACAUGGCUCCAGAGGUGUGGGGCGGGCUGACCUACACGGCCCAGGCAGACAUAUUCUCUCUGGGCGUGAUGUUUUGGGCGGUCUUGGAGAGAAUCACCUUUCUGGAAGAAGGGACGACUCAGGAACAACUGGGCGCCUACGUGUGCAAGGGACGCUCAGGCUGGCUGAUGCCGCUGGGAGAGGCUCUGUGGGAGAAUGCAGAGCUCCAGCUGUGCAUCCCGACGAAGUUUAAGAGAGCGCCCCCGCUGCCGCCCCCUCCCGGCUCUGCCACGUGCGCCCUGCUUUCAGAGAUGCUCGCCUCAAACCCGGACGCCCGGCCGACGGCUGACCAGCUGGGGGCCAGGGUGCGCUCCGCUCUGAGAGAGGACUCCCACUGACACAGAGUACACUUGAAAGACUGUAAUGGGCUGAACGACAGUAAGGAGCCCAGACUGCAGUUCGUCCUGUUUGUUUAAAUAACGGGCACUUUGAUGCCUCAGAGAGGAAGGGAUGAUAAAUGUGUAUGAUUAUCUGGGAUUGCAGGUGCUAAUUUUCUCCCUGAACCACAAGCUCAGCUUCUAAAUCAUGUGCAAAGCCAUAUAAAGGGUAAACAGGAAUGAACUAGCAGAUUCAGAUAUGGCUGAAUUGGCAUAAAUAGGUUUGCUGCUCAGUGAGUCUUAAAGGUUUUUUAAUUCCACAUUAUUAUUAUUAUUAUUAUUAAUUUAGCCUAGGUAUGGCUCUACUGAGCUAUAAGGACAUAAAAGUAGUAGGCUUAAAUCUGUAGCGUGGGUCGGACUACAUAAUGCUGUGUGUGCUGAAAUAACUCUGUGAUACUAUUUUUGUGUCUAAGCUGUAAUGUUUCAGUUUAUGCUGUUAUAUAUUUUCACAAAGGUGUGUGUGGACAUGAUUUUAAUACUCAGUUUCACUCAAACGUUCUCACCUCAAAUCUUCAGAACAAAACGUCUAUUUAUUCUUCUGUUUUAGUGAAAUAUAACCUUUGUAUACGUCAGUUUACUUACUCUCAGAGGCACUUAGCGUCUUUUUUCCUGCCUGUGUGCAUUCAAACAUUAAUAUUUGAGUUUGUCAUUUGUAAAUAUUUCUUCAUCAUUUCACGUGUUUGCUUUGAGUUAGUGACGCCGUCAGCCGUUUACAGGAUUUUCAAACUUGUGUCAUAUCUGCUGCACAGCACAAGGCUCGCUGUGACGGACGGUCGCUAACGUCUCCUCCUGAACAGGAAAUUAAAGCCAGGCAUGUGGAUUGUUGCUGAUCAUAUCCACGCAGUGUUCACUCUGUUUAUUAGUGAUCAUCAGUCUCAGUCACAUGCGUGGAUGAAUGGAGAUCGAUUAUAACAUCAACUGUGUCCUAAAUUUCUUGUUAAUCUCAUGUAAUUUAAAUAAAGAUGGAUUUAUAACCUCUUUAAUCAGUGGU
This is a messenger RNA of Pundamilia nyererei, 2433 nucleotides long. RefSeq names its product serine/threonine-protein kinase pdik1l. The record is from RefSeq and is a predicted model, not a curated record. Gene Ontology annotation, cellular component: cytoplasm; nucleus. Gene Ontology annotation, biological process: protein phosphorylation; negative regulation of G2/MI transition of meiotic cell cycle. NCBI's taxonomy places the organism in Eukaryota, Metazoa, Chordata, Actinopteri, Cichliformes, Cichlidae. Gene Ontology annotation, molecular function: protein kinase activity; ATP binding. Bases 195 to 1403 code for a protein of 402 amino acids. The transcript has 4 exons.